AUGGUCAACGGUCAUGGCCAAGGCCACCAUUUCCUAAUGGUGACAAUGGCCGCCCAAGGUCAGAUCAAUCCCGCCCGUCACCUCGCGCGCCGCCUCGCCCGAACCGCCAAAGCUCGUGUUACCAUCUCCACGCCUCUCUCCUCUCAUCGCCGCCUAUUUCCCGGAUCCCUCGCUGCUGCCGGCGAGCCGGAUGACAUGGCAGAGGAGCCGCCUCUCAAUCCUGACGGCUCCGGAGUUGUCGCCUACGCUCCUUACUUCGACGGCUUUGGUGACGGAACUCACCCGAACACAAUCGACCCCGAUUUCCUAAUGGAAAUGCUCAAGUCGCAUGGCUCCCGCACCCUCGCUGCCAUGGCACGCAACUUUGCCGCCGGAGGACGACCAGUGACCUGCAUACUGUACACCAUCUUACUCACUUGGGCCACCGACAUUGCGCGCGAUCUCGACGUCACUGCCAUCCACUACUGGAUCCAACCUGCCUCCGUCUUCGCCAUUUACUACCACUACUUUCACGAUCACCCUGGUUUCUCUUUCACUGCUACCGAGGAAGAAGAAGAUUCUUCUUUCUCAUUGGAACUACCUGGACUACCUUAUCUACGAGUGAAAGACCUCCCGUCCAUCAUCAUAACGCCGAACGCCUACCUCUCAGCCCACAUGGACAUAUUCGACGAGCUCAGUAAAUCGGAUAAGCCCAAAGUUUUAGUGAACACAUUCUAUCAACUGGAAGCACCAGUGAUAGACCAAAUCACUGGGUUGGAAUUGAUCACAAUUGGGCCAAUAGUAGACAAGAGCUCUAUGGCAAAGGAAGUAAGAAGCAGGGACCUGUUCAAUGAGGACAUGGAUGAUUACAUGGAGUGGUUAGACAAGCAAGAUGAACGUUCAGUAGUUUACGUGGCUUUCGGCAGCUUAACGAGGUUCUCGAGGAAGCAAGUGGAGGAGCUUGAUCUGGGGCUAAAGGAGAGUGGACUGCCAUACUUGUGGGUGCUAAGAAAGGAUAGCAGACCAGAAGGGGUCUGGGUGGAUAGGAUUUUGAAGGAAGGGAAGGGGAAGGUGGUGCAGUGGUGCUCGCAGGUGAGGGUGUUAGAUCAUAAGGCGGUGGGGUGCUUUGUGACGCACGGUGGGUGGAACUCGACGUUUGAAGCAGUGGCGAGCGGCGUACCAAUGUUGAUGAUUCCACAAAGGUUGGAUCAGGCUACAAAUGCGAGGUUGGCAGAGGUGGCAUGGGGGAUUGGGGUGAGGUUGGAGGCGGGGGAGGAGGGGUUGGUGGAGGCGGCGGAGCUCAGGCGUGGUUUGAAUGUGCUGAUGGGGGAGGGUGAGAGAUCGAGGGAAAUUAGAAGGAAGGCUGAGGAAUGGAAAGAGAAGGCGAGGGAGGCGCUUGAAGAGGAGGGGUCAUCAUCUAGGAACUUAAAGGCAUUCGUGAAUAGCCUUUGA
Molecule: messenger RNA, 1431 nt
Organism: Dendrobium catenatum
Lineage: Eukaryota; Viridiplantae; Streptophyta; Magnoliopsida; Asparagales; Orchidaceae
Product: cyanidin 3-O-rutinoside 5-O-glucosyltransferase-like
Exons: 1
Coding region: 1-1431 (476 amino acids)
Molecular function (GO): UDP-glycosyltransferase activity
Source: RefSeq, a predicted model, not a curated record